GAGUUUGACACGUUUUACAAUAAACAAUGCUGAUUAUCAGCCUCAAAUCCAUCAUUAUUUUACUAAAUUCUGUGUUYUGGGUGAUUUUUCUAAUACUUGUGUGUUUAUUUGGGCUCUUCAGAAACAAAAGAGAAACAUCGGUUCUCAUGUUUCUUUCAAGUUCACGUCUUGGCUCUUGUCCCAUCUUUGUUUCCGGUGUAAGUCGACACCAGAAACGUGCAGGCGUGUUCAGCUCAGUUUGUUUGAGCUGCUGUGAGAUUCACGUGUCGCUGAUCUGAGGUGGAUGAACAUCUGGCUGUGAGUCAUGUGUGCCUGUGGAGGUGAGGAGAAACCACCGCACGGGCAUCUUUGGAAAAACAAAAAACCCUACAGGUAAAAUCUGGGUCCAUCAAAAGGCAGAGGAGAAGAAUGGAAAGUGAAAUCGGAAAGAUGCCUCCAGUUCUCAACAGUCCUCUGAGUCCAGGGAAGCGGUCCAGGUUGAAGCUGAACUGUCCUCUAUCUCCAAAGGACAGACACUGUGGACCAAAGCUCAGCAGUCCUCAGGAGUUUAACCAGUGGUUACCCUACCGCCAYGCUGCCAGCCUGCUGGCCAUGAAGGAGGACCUGGCUCUGUGGCUCAGCAAAAUAAUGGGCGUGAACCUCUCAGCAGGCAGUCUAAUAGAAAAGUUGGAUAACGGUGUUCUCCUCUGUCAGCUGGCCCAUCUGCUCCAAGAGAAGAUGGUUCCUGUCGACAAUAGCAAGCCGUUUGUCAGAAGAGUGAUCCACUGGCGAGCUGAUGCAACUUCUGGGUCGUUUUUCGCUCGAGAUAAUGCCGCCAAUUUCCUCUACUGGUGUCGAAAGAUUGGCGUUGAUGAGGCUUACCUUUUUGAGUCUGAAGAUCUGGUCCUUCACAAGCGGCCUCGGGAGGUGUGCCUGUGCCUGGUGGAACUGGGGUGGAUUUCAGCCAGGUAUGGAGUGGAGCCACCAGGGCUGGUGAAGUUGGAAAGAGAGAUAGAAAAAGAGGAAACAGGGUGUUCAUCUCCAUCAUCUCCACUCUCCUUUUUCCCUCCAGCAUCACUGCAUUCACCAUCACAAUCACCCCUACCCCCAGACCCCUCCUCCCCUCCUCCUCCUUCGUGUCUCACCUCCACAACAACCCAUCUGCCUGAGCCUCUCGCUGCCUCCCUCGCCUCUGAUCUUCCAUCAGCAAACCCGGCGCCCACAUCCUCGUCCCCCUCGGUCUCUAACCUUUGUACGACAGCCUCCUCACAGACCCCUUUGUUCUCUCCCUCCUGCGCUGCUGCUGCUGCUGCCAACACACCUGCUGCAGUUCUGCCAUCGGACCAAACUCUGCUGUCCAUGGUUCACGUCUGCCCCGGUGCAACAAAGCAACACACACCUCUCCUCAYUUCCCAGCCCGCAACACAUAGUCCUCGUUCAUCCAACAGAUCUAAAAGCCAGAGGAGCACAGGCACCAGCGCUUUAGACGAUAUAGUGAAAAACAUUACUGAAAAUCCCCCCUGCAGCUGUCCCGCCAAGUUUCCUGUUGAGAAGCAACCCAAAAGCUGCUACCGUGUCGGAGAUAAAGUUCUCUACAUUCGGAUGCUGAACGAGCAUCACGUGAUGGUUCGAGUUGGCGGAGGGUGGGAGACCUUCACAGGUUACCUGCAGAAACAUGACCCCUGCAGAGGAGGAGGAGGAGGAGGGGUGACUCCCGGCAGAUCUGGGGUCAGGUGUGGAGACAAAGUGAAGACCCCCGGCCUGAACAUUCCUUCAGACAGUUACCUGGUGGUCGGAGUCCAUCAUCGUGGCAAGAAGUAGACUCUACAAAAAUGUUUAAACUCUUACCUCAAUUUUUUUGGAGAAAAACAACCGAGAAUUUAAUAGAACUGCUUAAUUUUUUAUAUCCAGAUUUUURGUUGUUUCUUUAAUAUUAUCACCAAAUACAAUUUAAAGUGUUUUAUGUAUUGCUGUAUUAUAAGGCCAUUGUUAAAUGACACAUUCUGAUUCGUCCUGUUGUUUUGCAUUUAUURAAGAUCUUUGUUUUUUGUCCUGCAGUUUGCAUUGAAUUUGUAAGUUUUUGUUUAUACUGACAGCAGUAAGAAAAAWUAAAGAUGUGUUGAUCUGUUUGUUUAAUGUACAAUUAAGAAUAUCAACUUUUUUCCUUAAAAUACGAUAUGUUCUAAUAUUUUUUGUUUGUUUUUGAUUAAAAUUUCUAUAAAUGUGGA
Messenger RNA from Austrofundulus limnaeus, 2207 nucleotides. Its product is annotated as growth arrest-specific protein 2. Lineage: Eukaryota; Metazoa; Chordata; Actinopteri; Cyprinodontiformes; Rivulidae. Gene Ontology annotation, biological process: actin crosslink formation. Gene Ontology annotation, cellular component: actin filament. Gene Ontology annotation, molecular function: cytoskeletal adaptor activity; microtubule binding; actin filament binding. The transcript is spliced from 8 exons. The coding region runs from base 409 to 1800 and encodes 463 amino acids. The record is from RefSeq and is a predicted model, not a curated record.